Molecule: messenger RNA, 1116 nt
Organism: Colletotrichum truncatum
Lineage: Eukaryota; Fungi; Ascomycota; Sordariomycetes; Glomerellales; Glomerellaceae
Source: RefSeq, a predicted model, not a curated record
AUGGCCUGGGCGAGCGAUGAUCUCUCUGUGCUUGUGCAUGCCACCACGUGGACGCUAUUCAUCAUCGCAACCUUCUUCCUCGGAUUUAGAGUAUACAGCCGUGUAAGAAAUACAGGUGUUGGGCUACAGGCAGAUGACAGGGUCCUGAUCGUGGGAUGGAUCUUCCUCUUGCUGGCCUCGGCCAACAUUUCCUGGCUUAUGGUCAUCUUUUUGACGCCAGGGAACAUUUUGAAGAUUACCAUCGCACGAACCCAUCAUAACCUACAGUCUGUUGCUCUAGGUUUGACAAAAACGUCCUUCGGAAUCACACUACUGCGACUGAUGCCGGGAGGAUGGGAAGCGAAACUGAUCUGGGCCCUGAUUAUAACAAUGAACCUCCAGUUUGCUAUUCACAUUGUUGCGUCAUGGCAGGCAAUCUGCGGAGCACCAGAUCAGGGCCAUAUUGGAGGGAAUAGAUGCUGGCGGCUUGAGCAGUCUGUAACAUUCACGGUUUUCAGUGCUUUGUACUCGGCCCUUUGCGAUUUCGUUCUUGCCUUAUUACCAUGGAAGAUGAUAUUCAACUUGAAGAUGAAGCGAUUAGAAAGAAUUAGCGUUGCCCUGGCACUGAGUAUGGGAGUGUUUGCCGGCGUGACUGGUAUAAUGAAAGCCGUCCAGGGAUACAAAUUGCUGCAAGUCAGGUCGCCGGACUACUUGUACAAUCAGACAGUAUACUGGAUCUGGUCCAUGGCAGAACCGAACGUUACCAUCAUAUCGGCAUCGAUACCAGUUUUACGUGGAUUUGUGCGUAAUGUGCGAAAGAAAACAGGAUCAUCCCCUGGAGCUGGAGCAUACCUCAAGACGGGUGAUCAUAGCAGCAGGUUUUACAACCGCAGUGUCGUCACAGCCACUAGAAAUGAGCCCAAAGAUCAGGAUGCAGCGAGUGACAGCAGCAUACUAGGUCCAAAUCAACGAGAAGGGGAUGGGCUCAGUAGUGGCAGGAUUGAAUUGACGACUGAGGUAAGUGUCGAGUACGAGUCUCGACCCAAAACGGGGGUUGCAAGGCAAGUUGAGGGCCAGAACAAUUCUACAAGAGGAGAGUAUGAGAUGGAUGAUAUCAAACCACACGUGCGUCGCUAG